Messenger RNA from Prunus armeniaca (apricot), 999 nucleotides. The record is from the annotation of a GenBank genome assembly. Lineage: Eukaryota; Viridiplantae; Streptophyta; Magnoliopsida; Rosales; Rosaceae.
AUGACAAAGGCCAAUGCAAGGCAUGUGAAUGGCUUCAAUCUUGAAAAUGUCAUAAAGCCCAAUGGUGAAAGUGUGAACGCCUCUCAUUUGGACAAGAUGAAAGUGACUAGGAAUGACCAACAACAUGAUCAAGUUGCUGGGUCCUCAUCUAAAUCAAAAGUACCACAAGUGGGAGUAAGUUGUAAUGCACUAUUUCCUUCAAAUUGCAUUUCAUGGCUACCAAAUCUAAGGGAACUAAUAGUGGACAGUUACACUUUCACAAUGGAGUCAAGCGGGUUAGAAGAAAACAGUGAACCAGAGGAACUAGUAGUGGCCUCUUUGACUAGUAGACAAGGGUCAGAAGAAAACGAUGAACCAGUAGUCAGUGCAGUAUUUGAUUUAGAAGGGCAUGCCUCAGCAUUUUCUCAAUUAGAAACAUUGGAUGUGAAGUGUUUAUAUGAGGUUGAAUAUUUUUGGAAGAACGUUCAACCUGGAUUCCAGGGGUUUCAAAAUGUAAGAGAUUUAAGAAUUGACAAUUGGGACAGUUUAAAAUAUCUAUGCCCCUAUGAAAUUUACAAGCUCCUUGUGAAUCUCCAAGAAGUCAUGACAAUGAAUUGUAAGAAUAUUGAAACUAUAGUACUGGCAGCUGCUUCCACAGAGGACAAUAUCCAUGAAGAAGGGAAAGAGACAGGUGACAGUGGCACGAUGACUUUGUUUCCCAAACUACUCAAUUGGUUCGAACUAAUUGACAUGCCGAACCUCGAGAGAUUUUGCCCUGAUGCCUAUUCUUUUGCAUGGCCUUCCCCCACGAGAACUUUGUGGGUGGUUUUGUGUCCCAAAUUAAAGACAUUGGGUUUUGCACCACUAAGCAAAAAGCUGCCUGCAGCAGUUGCAGAGAAUUUGAGUGAUGAUCGUGUAAGAGGUAGUGUCACAUUCUGGGAUCGGCUCCGCCGUAGCACGAUAUUGUCCGCUUUGAGCCCCCUUCUCUACCCUCACAGUUUUGUUUCUGGGAACUCAUGA